Messenger RNA from Anguilla rostrata (American eel), 1201 nucleotides. RefSeq names its product BCL10 immune signaling adaptor (gene bcl10). Lineage: Eukaryota; Metazoa; Chordata; Actinopteri; Anguilliformes; Anguillidae. The transcript is spliced from 3 exons. Gene Ontology annotation, cellular component: CBM complex; cytosol. The coding region runs from base 250 to 1029 and encodes 259 amino acids. Gene Ontology annotation, biological process: adaptive immune response; apoptotic process; positive regulation of extrinsic apoptotic signaling pathway. Gene Ontology annotation, molecular function: kinase activator activity; protein kinase B binding; transcription coactivator activity. The record is from RefSeq and is a predicted model, not a curated record.
GACUUCUCUUCUCAUUGAAAUUUACUUAGUUUACAGUAGGACAGGGAAUAUCGUAGUAUGACCUCAUAAACUGCGAGACAAAACUUUCUAACGCACAACAGUACGGCCAAAGGGAAGGCGUUGCCCUUCGUCCACUGGUAGGCUAAUACUGGAAACUCGUGGAAGUGCGAAACCUCGUCUUUUCACUAAUUCUCGUGGCUUUCGCUGCACAUAAAACACCCCGGAAGAGGUGACUUCGGCUGGAUCGCGAUGGACACACCGCACCUGACGGAAGAUGAGAUGGCCGAAAUAAAAAAGGAGGUCCUGGAGAGACUGCGGCCUUACCUGUGCGAUAAAAUCAUCGCAGAUCGGCACUUUGACUACCUGCGGUCCCGAAAGAUUCUGUCCAGAGAAGACACAGAGGAGAUCAACUGCAGGACGACUAACAGAAAGAGGACAGGCAAGCUGCUGGACUACCUGGCCGAGAACCCCAAAGGCCUGGACACUCUGGUGGAGUCCAUCCAGCUCAGCAGGUCCUCCAACUUCAUCAUCACCAAAAUCACAGACGAGGUGCAGAGAGUGAAGAACGAGAGAAUCCAGGCUCUGAAAGCUGGGCUCUCCUGCAGCGAAUACCUGCCUCCCAAAUGCAUGGGUGCCACGAACGACCUCUCCAGGAUGCUGUCGAAUGAGUCCAACUACGGGAAAGCGUGCGAGUCCACGCUGCCGUUCCACCCGGAGAGCGAGUGGAGCGCUUCCUGCUCGGGGCUGGGCGCUUCCUGUUUGGUAACGGGCGCUUCCUCCUCGGAGACGGGCUCUCUCAACCUGCCCUGCCGACCGGCCCAAGCCAGCUUCCUCCACAGCACUGCUGGGGCAUCCUCCACCUCCACCCUGCCCAAGCCCGGGGACCCCGGGGCCCCCCAGCUCCCACAGGAGCUGCAGACUGAGCCUCAGGUGGCUGCCGGGGGCGACAGUGGGGGGGGCGCCUUUCAGCCCCUCCGCUCUCGAUCCAUGAACCCCCCGUUCCACAGCGCACCCUACUCCAGUUACUAACGGGCUUCUGUCCGCUGUGCUACACACUCUAUUUUGAAAUAGAUGUGAGGAAAUUGUUUAUCUUUUCAUUAGCCACAUGAGUUGGUAACGGCAACUGCCAAACUCAAGCUGUUUGGUAAAUUUUUUGUACAGACAAUUCAUCUUUUGUAAAUAUUAAAAUCUGGGAAACAUA